UCAACUUAUCUUUUUCUCCGCUCCAGAGAAACUAUUUAGCAUGGCUAGAACCAAGCAGACCGCUCGUAAAUCCACCGGUGGCAAAGCCCCCAGAAAGCAGCUGGCCACCAAGGCAGCUAGGAAGAGCGCUCCCGCCACCGGAGGCGUUAAGAAGCCUCACCGUUACAGGCCCGGCACCGUGGCUCUCAGAGAGAUCCGUCGUUACCAGAAAUCCACUGAGCUGCUCAUCCGCAAGCUGCCCUUCCAGCGCCUAGUCCGAGAAAUCGCUCAGGACUUCAAGACCGACUUGCGCUUCCAGAGCUCGGCUGUCAUGGCUCUGCAGGAGGCCAGCGAGGCUUAUCUGGUGGGGCUCUUCGAGGACACCAACCUGUGCGCCAUCCACGCAAAGAGGGUCACCAUCAUGCCUAAAGACAUCCAGCUGGCCCGCCGCAUCCGCGGAGAGCGAGCAUAAAGUCCCACGGCUUACCAAGACACAAAGGCUCUUUUAAGAGCCACCGACCACUUCAUUACAGAGCUUUAUUCUUCAGUUAAUAUAUGGGCGUUAAGUCAUACUGUUAUACGCUGUCUCUAGAAUACAGUUGAUAAAACUUACACUUCUAGCUUUGGAGUAAUUGUAGGAAACUCAACAUAUGGUGAAUUUUCAUUACAGCAAAUUGUACGAAAGAAUAAAUGUAAAGUAUAAAUAUUUA
Messenger RNA from Nothobranchius furzeri (turquoise killifish), 689 nucleotides. RefSeq names its product histone H3. Gene Ontology annotation, molecular function: protein heterodimerization activity; DNA binding; structural constituent of chromatin. NCBI's taxonomy places the organism in Eukaryota, Metazoa, Chordata, Actinopteri, Cyprinodontiformes, Nothobranchiidae. Gene Ontology annotation, cellular component: nucleosome. The record is from RefSeq and is a predicted model, not a curated record.